GAAAAGUGAUUACACAUUCUCUUAUGGACCUAGUUGCUCUCAGGUUUCUUUCUGGUUCUAGCGCACUCUCAAAGAAAUUUGAUGCCUACGAAUUGUUCACCUGUGAAUCCUGUGAUAUCUUGAAAACAAGAAAAUUGACUAUCUUGAUACAAUGGCAAUGAAUAUGAAGGAAAAAGAAAAGUACAUCGAGGAAUUCGAGUUUCCACAUUGCGAUGAGUCCUCGAAGUAUGAAAAAGUUGCCAAAAUUGGACAGGGAACUUUUGGAGAGGUAUUUAAGGCAAAGGAUAAAAAAACAAAUAAGAAGUUCGUUGCAAUGAAGAAAGUAUUAAUGGACAAUGAAAAGGAAGGAUUUCCUAUCACAGCUUUACGAGAAAUAAAAAUAUUACAAUUGCUGAAGCAUGAAAAUGUUGUCAAUCUUAUAGAGAUUUGUAGAACACGAGCAACUCAGUAUAAUCGAUAUCGGUCUACUUUUUACUUAGUGUUCGACUUUUGUGAACAUGACCUGGCUGGCUUAUUGUCGAACGUAAAUGUAAAAUUUAGUUUAGGAGAAAUUAAAAAAGUUAUGCAACAGUUAUUAAAUGGACUUUAUUAUAUACAUAGCAAUAAGAUUUUACACAGAGACAUGAAGGCUGCUAAUGUUUUAAUAACAAAAAAUGGUGUACUGAAGUUAGCCGACUUCGGCUUGGCACGAGCAUUUAGCGCAAAAACUGGACACAGUAACCGAUACACAAACAGAGUUGUUACAUUGUGGUACAGGCCACCCGAACUUUUACUUGGUGACAGAAAUUACGGACCACCUGUGGAUUUAUGGGGAGCCGGAUGUAUUAUGGCCGAGAUGUGGACAAGAUCUCCAAUAAUGCAAGGAAAUACCGAACAGCAACAACUAAUUCUGAUUUCACAACUUUGCGGUUCAAUAACCCCGGAGGUGUGGCCUGGAGUAGAAAACUUGGAUUUAUACAAUAAAAUGGAUCUUCCAAAAGGCCAAAAGAGAAAGGUCAAGGAUAGGUUGAAACCAUAUUUGAAGGAUCCUUACGCCUGCGAUUUGCUAGACAAGCUUCUUAUUCUUGAUCCCAGUAAAAGAUGUGAUUCGGAUUCGGCGCUUAAUCACGAUUUCUUUUGGACUGAUCCCAUGCCGUGCGAUCUCAGCAAGAUGUUAGCGCAACAUACUCAGAGUAUGUUCGAAUAUUUGGCACCACCAAGACGACCCGGUCAUAUACGUCAUCCACAUCAUCAAGUCACUGGUGGACCUUCCAAAUCUAGUUCUACUAUGGCUGACAGUGGAUACCAAGAUAGGGUCUUUUAGCGUACUUUAGUUUCUUUUGUUUUUUUUUUGGUGAGAACCAAAUUGAAUUUCGUAUCUGUUUUAUUUUAUAUUAAAACAAGAUGAAUACUCCUCAUAGGGUUAUUUAAAACCCUAAGAAGUUUUUGCUUGUAAAAUCUCGCUAAUUUGAAUCUCGAUCGUUCAAACACUUUUACUUUUAAAUUUUGGAAAAGUGAUUUUUAUAUUUUGAGAAUUUUGUUUUUCUAUACAAACUCGAACUUUGACUAAUACAAAUUUCGAUUUAUGACUCGAAGUAUAGUCUGCAAAAAUCCACUUCUAAGCGAAGCUUCUUUUGCAAGCGAGAUUUUUAUAUCAAUGUGUUCUCUCUGUCUAAAUUGUAACGUACGCGUGUUGUGUGCACAGUCAAAAUCAUUAGACUUUAUUUUAUCUUCCAUAACUCGAAUUAUUUCUUGCCCUUUGAGAUGCAAGUUAGUGAAGUUUGACUAUAUAUUACACACAUACGUAUUGCUGUCGAAAUGUAUGUUCUGCUCGACAAUUGUUAAUCUUUCCUUCGUCAUUUAUAUGGAAGGAGUAUUUCACAAUACACAUUAUUUAAACAAUUGUUGCGAAAAAAAGCCAAAAAUACAAAAACUUGUAUGUAUACUCUUAACAUAAAUCUGUUAAAUAGUUUUUUUUACAUAUGUGCGU
This is a messenger RNA of Pseudomyrmex gracilis, 1969 nucleotides long. It is a transcript of the gene Cdk9, whose product is annotated as cyclin-dependent kinase 9. Gene Ontology annotation, cellular component: nucleus. Lineage: Eukaryota; Metazoa; Arthropoda; Insecta; Hymenoptera; Formicidae. The record is from RefSeq and is a predicted model, not a curated record. Gene Ontology annotation, molecular function: cyclin-dependent protein serine/threonine kinase activity; ATP binding. The transcript has 7 exons. The coding region runs from base 152 to 1303 and encodes 383 amino acids. Gene Ontology annotation, biological process: protein phosphorylation.